UGUCAAACUUUGGGCAACAAAAAAUAACAAAUCACCAAAACAAACCCUCUGCUUUGCUCGCAUCUACGAAAACGCCUUAAAAAUUGUCUCAAAAUGCAUGGUCGUUUAAAAGUCCGCACGAGCGCUGAAGAGGCGGCUCGGAAGAAGCUGGAACAGCAACAAAAAGUGAAGAUGUUCCGCGCAGCGAUGGGACGUAUUUUGGAGAAGAAAACUGCGCAAGAAUACGAUGCCGAAAUGAUGGAGCUAACGGCAAAACUGUUGAGCAGCAAUCCGGAUAUAGCUACGUUGUGGAACCUGCGUCGCUUGUGCAUACUGGCGAGGCCAGAGGGUUCCGCGGUGUUCGAUAAGGAUCUUGGAUUCACGGAAAUGUGCCUGAUGGUGAAUCCAAAAUCGUACUGUGCCUGGCACCAUCGUUGCUGGAUACUGGAGAAUGCACCAAAGGCGGACUGGCAGAAGGAGGUUGACCUAUGCACCAAGUACCUCAAGCUGGAUGAGCGUAACUUCCACUGCUGGGACUAUCGACGUUAUGUGGUGGAAAAGGCAGGCGUGACUCCGGAGAAAGAGUUCGCCUUCUGUACGGAGAAGAUUGAGAAAAAUUUCUCCAACUACUCGUCGUGGCAUUACCGCAGCAAGCUGCUACCGCUGCUCUUCCCGAACGUGGAAGAUCCAUCGCGUCCAAUCAGCGAAGAAAAACUGAAAGAAGAGCUGGAACUCGUGCUUACGGCGGCAUUUACUGAUCCGAACGAUAGCAGCGCGUGGUUUUACCAGCGCUGGCUGCUAGGCUAUGCACAGCCAGAGCUCGAUCUGGCCGCUUGCCGUAUCGAUGCCAAGCAAAACCUGGCCGUACUGUCCUUCAGUAAACCGGUCAAUCUGGCAACGAGUGGAUACAAGCUUACAGUUUCUUGCUGUGAUAAUUGCAACGAAGCAAGCAAAUGGAUGCCAGCUACCGACGGGAACACGUUUGAUACGACAUGGACGCUUAGAAGUGCGUUUGGCAUUAAGCAAGAUAGCAACCCAGGAAUGGUUUCAAUCGUCACGCCUGAUACAAAAGAGCUCACCCUUCAGCUGCAAACCAUACAGGCGGAGGGUGCGGUCGGUGUAAAGAAACCAAAGUUCGGAUACGAAUUCGGGUCGGCCAUUGUGGAUGUGCUGAAGGCCCAACUUGCCUCCUGCUUCGAGCUGCUAGAGUACGAACCGGACAGCAAGUGGACGCUGCUUACCGCAGCCCUGCUAAUGAAAGCCAUCGACCGUCGUGGCUAUCACGAAACAAUACGCCAACAUCUGACGAAGCUGGAAACGGUCGACGCGCUUCGGAAAGGAUAUUAUCUUGAUCUUGCCAGCAAAUGGGCGAUCGAAAAUCGGCUAGAACAGUGGAUCGAAGCUGGUAAAUUGAGUGAGGGAAUCGAUCUUUCCGGACUUCAAUUGAGCGUUGUACACUACACUCCUUACCUCGCCACUGCAAAUGCUAUUAAUCUGAGUGGAAAUCGGCUCGUAAAUCGAAAUUUGGGAGUGUUGCGUGAUUUGGUGUUUUGCCGACGGCUUAACUUGACGAACAAUGCGGAGGAGCUGGAUACGACGGUGCUGAAAUUACCGUUGGUGGAAGAAAUAAUCCACAAUGGUAACGAGCAACAGCAAUUGGCAAAAGAGCUGCCUACCAAAGUUGAGAGCUUAGUGCUUUAAGUACAUUCCUUUUUGUUUAAAAAACCAAACAUGGCUUAUGUAAUGGGAGAAAUGAGCACAAAUAAAUAUUUCUACAACUCACACGAAAAAUAAACAGAA
Anopheles coluzzii is the source of this 1779-nucleotide messenger RNA. It is a transcript of the gene RabGGTa, whose product is annotated as geranylgeranyl transferase type-2 subunit alpha. Gene Ontology annotation, molecular function: Rab geranylgeranyltransferase activity. Gene Ontology annotation, biological process: protein geranylgeranylation. The transcript has 4 exons. Lineage: Eukaryota; Metazoa; Arthropoda; Insecta; Diptera; Culicidae. Gene Ontology annotation, cellular component: Rab-protein geranylgeranyltransferase complex; cytoplasm. The record is from RefSeq and is a predicted model, not a curated record. Bases 94 to 1680 code for a protein of 528 amino acids.